AGCGACUCGGAACUAAAGUCGCACAUCGACGAUCGAGACGAGCGGUUUUUACAGUGACUCAAAACGUCACUGAUUUGGAGCAGUAAUAUCAUACAGACUGUUGUAAUGGCAGGGGGAGGGGCAGCAGGCGUUGACCUCAGCAGGAAGUUUGUGUCGGAGGCAGAGCUCGACGAGAUGAGAAAGAAGAGACAGGAGGAGUGGGAGAAAGUCAGGAAACCUGACGACCCAGAGGAGGCCCCAGAGGAGGAGUAUGACCCACGUUCCCUCUAUGAGCGACUGCAGGAGCAGAAAGACAAGAAGCAGGAGGAAUAUGAGGAGCAAUUCAAAUUCAGGAACAUGGUGAGGGGAUUGGACGAGGAUGAGACCAGCUUCCUGGACGAGGUCUCCCGGCAACAGAGCCUCGUGGAGAAGCAACGCAGGGACGAGGAGAAGCAAGAACUACUGGAAUACAGAAUAUCCUUCGUCGAGUAUAGACAGGUGUCUGACAGACAGAUUUGCCUGCAGAUGAAGAGAAUCGGUUGUCGUGGAAACUGUAUCAUAGGCUGCGCUCUAGUGAAGCAAGUGUCAGCCGAAAGCCGCAGAGAGCCUGAGAAGAAGGCAGCACCAAAACAUUCAGGUUCAGAGCAAAGGACCAGCCACCUAUCUCAGGCCCAUUUAUUGGCUGGAGCUGUCAAGAGACGCAGUUCCUCCCAGUCGACAGACAGCAGUAAGAAACAGAAGGUGGAAAUCACAACAGCAACGAAAGGAAAUGGAGACAGACAGACAGAACAGGAGGAAGGAGCAGGAGGAGGAGCAGGUGGAGCUGAAGAUCAACAAACAGUCCCCGGGCUGACAGCAGAGACCCCCUCAGCUCCCCUGAGCUCCAGUCAAGGCAUGUUACACCUGCCGUCAGCAGCCGUGUGCGUCGGCGUUUUACCAGGACUGUGGGUUUAUUCUGGCAGCAGCGACUCUGACAGCAGCUCGGACAGCGAAGGUAGCGUGGACGCAAUUAUGUUGCCGUACCCCCGGCACAGCAGGGCGUACAGAUAGACACACAGCAGCAUCCACACGCACAGCCUCUGAAGCUUGUUUGCCUGCCUUUAGAAUGGUUUGCAAACAGUCAGAAAAGGUAACAUCACACGAGAAACCUCACACACAGAAAGAUUAAAGGUCAUGCAUACACACAUUGUUAUAGAGGUACACACACAAAAACAGAACUUACAGAAGCGUACCUGCAGGCAACACAAGUUCACAUUAUGUUAGAGUCAUAAACAGGCAACACACACAAAGGAAACAUUUUCAGCAUUCCUGUUGUUUUCACAGCUGUGAGUUGAACUGUUACUCUUUGUCAGCAGACAAAGUUCAGCCCAGUAAUAUAAUCCUAACAAGCAGUGAAAUUUAAAUCAAUUUAAACUCUAUUCUAAACUAAAUCUGUGUAUCUAUUUGUGGUUUUUUGCUAUUGUGGCACUCGAACAUGACACCUCCACCCUUCCUUCCCUUAAUCACAU
Molecule: messenger RNA, 1487 nt
Organism: Xiphias gladius (swordfish)
Lineage: Eukaryota; Metazoa; Chordata; Actinopteri; Istiophoriformes; Xiphiidae
Gene: psme3ip1
Product: proteasome activator subunit 3 interacting protein 1
Exons: 8
Coding region: 106-1029 (307 amino acids)
Cellular component (GO): nucleus
Source: RefSeq, a predicted model, not a curated record